Messenger RNA from Scophthalmus maximus (turbot), 15221 nucleotides. It is a transcript of the gene hydin, whose product is annotated as HYDIN axonemal central pair apparatus protein. The coding region runs from base 216 to 15014 and encodes 4932 amino acids. Gene Ontology annotation, biological process: cilium movement; axonemal central apparatus assembly. The record is from RefSeq and is a predicted model, not a curated record. The transcript has 92 exons. NCBI's taxonomy places the organism in Eukaryota, Metazoa, Chordata, Actinopteri, Pleuronectiformes, Scophthalmidae. Gene Ontology annotation, cellular component: axoneme.
GUUUAUUUCUCCCCCGAGGCAGAGACACGGUCCUCGCCGCGCUGCAGCCGCCGGCCAAUCAGAACACACUUUGUUUGGGGGCGGUGAGGAGUGGAACUGCGUUGCCAUGGCGACAAACCACAACGCAGUUGACUGGAGCGCCUUGUUGCGGGAUGCGCGGAGAGUUUCUAAUCCCUGUUUACUCGCGGAUGUUUUGGUGACACAACUCUUUCCACAUGACAGCAACACGUCAGAGCAGAGUCUCUCUGGCCCACGGCCACAAACUGGUGCUGACGGAGGACAAGCCGAGGAGGUCGUCCUCGGGGGACAUAGACCAGACACUUUUCCAGCCCAACCCGUCGGAGCUGGUCUUCCAGAACUUCACCCACACACAGACCCACAAGUUGCCCGUGGUCUUCGUCAACAAUGACAAGGUUUCACGACACGUGAAGAUGGAGCUGAAGCACUCCGAGUAUUUCCACGUGGUCGGUCCAGAGGACGCAGUGAGCAAGGUCGCACCGGGAUUGUGUGCUACUUUCCCCGUGGUCUUCACUCCGACAGAGAACAAGGACUACUUCCACAAACUGGUUUUUGUGACAGACCAGGAUCGGUUCGAGGUCCCAGUCAGAGCCAUUGGGCCACGUGCCAUUCUUGACUUUCCAGACGAGCUCCGUUUGCCCCUCUGCCCGGUGAAAGCCUCCACGGAGAAGACUCACUUUGUACGCAACGUGGGAAACAGCAAGGCCAAUUUCACGCUGCACACACAGAGGCCUUUCUCAGUGACGCCCGCCUUUGGGACUCUUGAUAUCGGCGUGGGCAUGCAGGUGACUGUGAGUUUCAACCCCAUGACCACAGGAGACCAGAGCCAGGACCUGCUGCUGCACUACCACACUGGUGAAGAUGUGCACGUCCGCUUGCACGGUGCUUGUGAGGAACUGAACGUCCAUCUUGAGCCGGACUCAGUCACGUUGGAGAAGACCUACAUCUCUCUGUCCAGCGUUCACAAACUGUCUCUCACCAACAGCACUGACAUCCCUCUUCGGUACCGCUGGUCUGCGUGGCCCGGCCAGGAAGAGGAGGACUUGAGCUUAUUGAGGGAGAGCUCGGUGCUUCAGCAGAAGGAGGAGGAGGAGAGAGAGCGUUUGCUUUUCCAGUGCGAGUCUGACCCCACGGCGAUCCACCGCCUCCCGCUGCUGACCAGAGCUCUGCAGGAAUGCAGAAGCCGGGCCGCGAGGGACCGCCUCGUGGCCCUCUCGGACAGCUGCAUCACCGUGGAGCCAGCGGAAGGGGAAAUAUGGCCCAGAACCACUGCACUGUUCUACAUUGUCUUCAAGCCUGAGGAGGCCAAGCUUCACCAACAAACCAUGUAUUGUGAUGUCACAGGCCGUAACUCUCGGUUGCCUCUGACAAUCACGGGCGAGGGCUUAGGACCUAAACUCCAGCUCGACUAUGACCUGACGUAUAUGCAAAAUGUUUUCAUCGGUGACAAAGAAUGUUGUGAGGUACUCGCGUCCAACAAAGGGCUGAUCGAUGCCCCGUUCAGGCUCUCACGUCCCGACACCGCGCUCGGCCGCUGUUUCUCCUUCAGUCCCGAGGAAGGUGUAGUUCCCACUGGGGCCUGCCAGAUUGUGGAAGUCACCUUCCACAGUCGCAUCCUGGGGACUUUCUCUGAGGACUUGCUGCUCACUGUCACUGGACAGCCAGAACCACUUACUUUGACCUUCAGUGGCUGCGUCAUUGGUCCUACUUUCCACUUCAGUGUUCCAGAGCUCAGUUUUGGAGAUGUAGCCUUUGGUUUUCCAGAAACAUUGGCCUGCACCCUCUUCAACACCUCGCUGGUGCCAAUGACCUUUGCCCUGCGAGUGCUGGGAGAUGGGCUGGGACCUCCCAGUGUUACCAGUGACAGACAGGUAUCUGAGGUGACCAGGAGCAAUUGGCACGGCAGCGCUGCGAGAGACAUUCGCGCGCGACCUGCGGAGUUCUACGUUAGUCCUGCCGCAGGCUCACUGCGCUGCAUGUCAGAUGUCGUCAUCAAGGUGACCCUGUGCUCCAACACAGUGAAGAGUUACAGUCUGGGGCUGGUGGUGGACGUCGAAGGUGUCGGGGAGAAGAUUGCGAUUCUGCCGAUCAGCGCCAGAUGCGUUGUUCCUAGGAUCGUGGUGGAGACUCCGGUGUUGGACUUUCAGAGAUGUUUCCUCAAUUACCCCUACGAACAGGAAGUUCAGCUCACCAACCCCAGCCCUCUGCCCGUCUGCUACGGCGUGCUUGACCAGGAAUGCGAAGAGGCUCCCUUGCUGCUUUUCGGCAGUUCCGUACCCAGAGGAGUGAUUCUUCCUCACACGUCAGAGAAGAUUCCAGUGUUCCUGCGGGCGAAGGCCGUUGGAGAGCUGCAUCACAUUCUGCCCCUCGCCACGUUCGGAAGCGUUCAGCCGCCACUGGAGGUGAUCUUGACGUGUGUCGGGCAGGGUCCAGUCGUUCACGUCCAGAACCCACAGCUGGACUUUGGCAAAAUCCCAGUUCUGACGGACAUUACCAGAACCCUGCGCCUGUCAAACCACUCGCCUAUUCCGGCGAACUUCGCGACUCGCACGAGUCACAGGAAGUCCUUUUGGCGCGUCGAGCCCAGCGAGGGGGAGGUGCCACCAGAGAGCCAGCUGGAGCUCCGCGUGGUCGCCCACCUGAGGGACACGAUCGACUUCCGGGACAAGCUGGAAGUGUCCGUCCGGGACAGUCGAACACACACGGUCCAGCUGUCGGCCACGGGCACGGGCACCACGAUCGUCAGCGACAGGCCUUUUGCCCCAAAACUUGACCUGGGAACACACUUGAGCCACGAGACGUAUCAGUACCGCUUCCAACUGUCCAACCACGGCCAGCAAAUCCACCGGUUGUACUGGGCGACCGACGGCUUCCCGGCCUGCACAAAAACCCGCAAGAGGGACAACUCGCCCGGCGUAACCUUCCUGCCCCCCAUCAACGCUCACAGGAAGAAAGAAGUCCAGAGUCGCGGAUCUGUGCUCUCCUCCAGCAGAGAGAAGCCCGUGUUCAGCCUCACGCCGUCCCGCUUGGAGCUGUGGCCGGGCUGCUCCGUCGACAUGGUGCUGACGGGGUCUUCAGACUCCCCCAAGGUCGUACGGGAACGUCUGGUGUGCCGUGGUUUUGUGGGCAACCAGGACUCUUACAAACUGAUCAUGUCCGUGGACGUCGCCUGUCGCUUUGUCGCUCCCGUGCUAAGCAUCUCCGCCAAGCAGCUGAACUACUACAUCGAGAAUGUCCCAGGAGAGAGUCUAACGCCCCUAUAUCAGAAGCUGGUCCUGAAGAAUGUGUCAGCUCUGUCUCUGUCCAUGACGCUGGCUCUCGUCGAGCCGUUCUCUCUGUGCGAGGCCCGAGGGGCCCAGAGCUCAGCCACCACUAAGUCCAUGGUUUUAGGGGACGGGGCACAGACCGACCUGUGGGUCUGCUAUCAUCCAGAAUACUGUCAAGACUGGGUGUCACGAGUCGUGGACGAGUACCUUGAGGUGCAGUACCAGGGACACCCACAGCAGGACAGGGUGGCGUUGCACGCCGAGGUCCACUUUCCCAACCUCCACUUCUCCACCACCUCGGUGGACUUUGGCUGCGUGCGCAACUACACUGAGACUCAUCGAACAGUCACAAUCACCAACUGCUCCCCGCUGCCCGUGUCCUAUCGCUGGGCCUUCGUGGAGGAGCAGGGACACAGUGACGUCAGAGAGUCAGAAAUGCACGAAAAAAAAGAGGAGCAGAAAUAUCCACAAAAUGAGACCGAAGACGGGAGGCGCUCCUCGACAUCACCUUCUCAUCCCGCCUCCCCGGUUCGCUGUAGCCACAGGCCUGGUGCCUGUGACCCGGGCAGGACACCCGGCCAUGUGCGCGUGAACGAGGUGUUCGACGUCUUGCCCAUGUACGGUCACCUGCUGCCCGGGGACCAGCAGCUCGUCACGGUCUCUUUCUACGGCCACGAACACAUCAGCAGAGAGAUGGUGGCACUGUGCCACGUCAAGGAGGGCCCGACGUACGAAGUCACACUCAGAGGAGAAGCGUCAGUUAUCAGCUACAGCCUCAACUUCAACCACAUCGACUUCGGUCGGCAGCUUUUUGAUCAUAUUGGGAAAGCUGAGGUGACCCUCAGGAAUACUGGCAAAGUGGGUUUCAAAUUCACCAUCACAUAUCCACAAAGGGAGGAAGAAGAGGAGGAGAAGGAGAAGGAGGCAGAAGGGUUGAAGGAGGCCCCGGAAGAGUUGCAGAGGAUCACACCUGGUCAGCCCACGGCCAUCCCCUCCUUGGGUUACGUCGAUGCCGGUGCGGAGCAAUGCCUGCGUGUGCUCUACCUCCCCGGCUGCCCUGAGGUGUUUGAGAAGCAGCUCCAGCUGCAGGUGGCGUACCUCCCGCCCGAGGACAUCACUGUGACGGGACAGGGAGUGUUCCCACGGAUCAGCCUGAACCUGCCACGGAACCUGUCAGAGGAGUGCUACAGGGAUGUGGUGCAGGGGGCCAGAGCAGCCGUGGAUGCAAACGCAGCCAGAGACUCGGCAAAUGGCGGUGGAGCGACAACAAGAGAGGGCGGCUGCAAGCUCACAAAUGAGGAGCUGCUUCACAUGGAGAUCGAGAGAGUGCUGGUCAAAGAGAACGCUCUCGCUGCCAACGCAAGCUCUCUGGAGCUCAGAGACUCGGAAAUUUCCUUCCGAAAGUGCUACAAACUUAGCAAGCUCCUGCUCCCAGAGUACGUUCUGGAUUUUGGUUAUGUCAUUCAUAGCAAAGUCCCCAGUCACACUGUGAAUGUCACCAACACUGGAUCGGUACCCGUGUCCCUCCACGCCAAUGUCAAACCGCUCGCCGGCAAAGGUUUCAGCGCUGAGUUUGAACGAGUGAAGAAUCUGCCCUGUGGCGAGACUCAGACUUUCACAGUCAAAUUUGAUCCUCAAGGAGCCAAACUGCCGACGGGGGACAUACGUGCUGUCAUGACGAUUCAGGUGGCAGAUGGUCCGACGGUGCAGGUGCGGCUGUGUGCAGUGGUAACCGUGCCGGCCAUUACUGUUCCCAUGGAAACGCUGCAGUUCGACACUGUGCAGUGUGGCAUGUGUCAGAUGAAGACCAUUCCGCUGUUGAAUCGCGAGUCUGUGCCGUGCCACUGGAGCAUCACUGAGGAGGUGAAGCCUUUCAAGAUCGACAAGUUCAUGCCUCUUCAUCAGCGUAAAAAAGUCCUGCAGGAGCAGCGACCGGCUCCGGUGGUGUUCCAGACGAUUCCCUCGUCCGGCGUGCUGGCCCCGGGCAAACGGGUCCAUGUCCAGAUAAAGUUCAGCCCUGCUGAGGGGCAUGCCUACAACCGGCGGCUGGUGGUCCACGUGGCUGAGAAUGCCCAGCCAGUGUUCAUCACAGCCCAGGGUCAGGGGGAGGAGCCACAGCUCAAGUUCUGCCCAUCGGUGCUGGAGCUGGGGCCGUGCCUGCCUGUCAGCACCGGGGUGGAAGCUGCGGUCGCGGUCGUAAACCCCUGCCCUUUCCCUGUCGAAUUCUACUCCCUGGAGUUCGACACGCAGUAUCUCAAUGAAGAAAAGAUCCUUCGUCUGGUGCAGGGUUAUGACGACAACAACGUGCUACUGUUGCCCCCCAGGUUCCCCGGAGGAAGUCUUCCCCGAGAGCUGCUCGACUAUUACAAGGAACAUUGCUCGCAGCAGAAAGACGAAGUCAUUCAGAGGCCCACGGAGGUAAACGGCGAGAUGCUGGGACAGCUAGAAAUGACCCCCGUCUCCAGAGCAAUUGCCCGCCAUAUGUGCGUCGACCUGUCCCCCGAGGGUCAGGCCGCACACAACCGCAGAGGCAUUGCAGUUAUUGUGUACGGAGCUCCUCUCAUGGGUAAGAGCAGCACGGCAGCUGCUCUGGCUCAUCACUACGGAGGUGCUUGUCUGAGUGUCGAUGCAGUGGUAACAUAUGUGCUGGUAAAUGGCACUUCACCUGUUAGUCUGACGGCCAGACAACACUACGACUCUGCUGCUGCUGAGUUCGCUAAGAGGAGGGCUGCUCAAACCAUUGAAAGUACCACAGAACCUGGAGCCGAAGCACAUAACGGGGGCUCAGAACCAGCUCCACAAGACUCUACGCAAGUUAUGCCAAAUGCCAGUGAGGAGGGCUGCAUCGACACCAACUCUCAGGAGGCAGAGCAACCAUUGGCCCUUUGUCUGGGAGGAGAUGUGACCACGCUCUGCGGCCUCUUACCAAAUAAUCUACUGGUGGACAUCCUGGCUGAGAGAUUUCAGUUGACAGACUGCCACCGUGGUGUCGUGAUUGACGGCCUGACGUCCGUCUACACUCAGUCGGCGGCGACCACGCUGCAAAUUGUCCUCAGGGCACUCAAGAAGCGCAAACACAUCUAUGUGGUCAAUUUGUCCGACUCCUUCGAUGCCAUGAUGGCGCGGGAGAGAGCACAGAGAGAGGCAGAAGAGGCGCUGCAGGAGGAGGAAGUGGAGAGAGAGGAGCGGUGGUUACAGGAGCUGGAUGAGGACGGGUACGACGCUCUGACUGAGGAGAAGAAAGAAUUAGUGACACAGCGACACAGAGGGAAAAUCCAAGAGUACAAACUCAGGAAGCUCGAGCAAGAGGAGGAGGAGAAGAGGCAACACGAGGAGGUGAAGAGGCUCCAAGAACAAGAGUUGAAGAAGAAGAGUAAAAAGGGUGGAAAGAAAGAUACUAAAGAGAUGACAAGAAGGAAGAGCAUGCAGGAGGGGAAGCAUUCCACAGAGUCAAUGAUGCGACAGAAGAUGUCGACCUGCAGCAACUCGAAAGAGUCACUGGCGGACACGAGAAAGCAAAAUCACUUGAAUGAAGGGCUUCAAAGCAAAGACGCUGAGGAGUUACAGAAGCAGACGGAAGAAACCAAACCGCCACAUGUCGAGUCUCCUAAAUCGACGGACAAUAGUACAGAACCUUCAGAGAUGAAGAGGCUAAAAGACGAGAAAGAGUUGAAGAAAACGAGUACUGCCUCUUCACAAGUCAAAGAGAGCGAUCAGUCCGUCAAGAAGACUGAAGAAGCCAAAGGAUUACAGGAGUCUCCUCCGCCUGCAGACAAGCCGGAGGGAGAAAUGCCGGUCGUGAGCGAGCUGCAGGCCCAGUUCAUUGCCUACGAGCAGGGUAAGGUGCAGGUGGCGCACAUCCUGCAGCACUGGGACCGAACACAGGGCUCGUUGAGGGUCCAGCUCCCACCGGAAGAUGCCCCGCUGGUGUCAGAGGAUGUCGGGUCUAAGAAACAGAGCCCUGCUGGCAAAAAGGGCAAGAAAGGCACUAGCAAGGCGCUCUCUCCGAUGCCGAGUCAUGCCGACGCAGACAAGGAAGGAGACAGGAGGAGGGAGAGAGCGUCUCAGCAGGACGUCAUCCCUCACAUUGUGCUGAAUGUAACAGAGAGAGACGACCAGGAAACCAAAGAGCUGCUCAAGGGCAGCGCCCUGCCUCCGCUGGAGCAGGUGUUGGAUGAUUUGGGGUUGGGACCCAGCGGCCCACCCAUCCCGCCUCCCGUCACCCUCUCCGUCGUUCCUUUCCCCAAAAAACGGGAGCCGUCGAACAGUCAACUCGCCUGCGACUGUUUCACCUUCCUGGUUCCCUCAGAGCACGACAAGCCGUGCGAGGAGCAGAAAGAUUCAGAGGAAGACAUGUUCGUAUCAGUUAUGAAGGAAGACGGAACUUUGUCCAGAACACGCCGCAAGAACAGCAGGGAGAUCGCGGUCACAAAGGACAAAAAGGGCAGAGAGUUUCAGAGGAGCAAGAGACGCAGUUCCGCCAGGGCGAAAACAACUCACUCACCCUCACGAGUUUCCGCCACGUCCGACUCCACUGAAGCAGAACUCCACGAAAACUUGGAGCUGAAACAUAACCAGAGCCUGACAAAAUUCCGCUGGGUUGUACCGGCCAAUGGCGAGGUGCUCGUGAAGAUCUGGUUCUACUCCGACGUCCUGGGGAAGUUUGAACAGACCCUCAACUUUGAGCUGCUGGGGACCCAGAGACGCUACCAGCUGUUUUGCAGAGGGAUUUGCGCGUAUCCCUCCAUCAGCAAAGACCACAGGAUUCUUUUCCCUCGCAGUAAAAAGGUACAAAAGGUGGAAGACAGGCUCCAGAAGACCUACGUGGUCAAACCUGGAUAUUUCGAGUUUGGGCCACUGCUUUGUAGCAAGACCAGAGACAGAUACAAGGAAAACAGGUACCCAGAGAACAGAGAGACAUUGGUGAUUCAUAACAAUUCCGGCCUGGAGGCCGAGGUCCAGUUCACUUUCCAGCAUGACAAACAGGCCACCACCUUCAUCCUGGACCCCCCGACCAUGACUCUCAAACCAGACCAGAAGCAGGAGUUGACGGUGUGGGCCUACCCAACCAGAGUGGAACACGUGGAGGACAGCGUUGUGUGCAGCAUCAGGGACAACCCGGAGCUCGUCCUCGUCAACCUCUCCUGCUGGGGCGUUCGCCCGGAGCUGGAGCUGGAAACCAGGCAUUUGCACUUUGACAGGGUUCUGCUGCACAGGCGGGACAGCCGCACGGUGACACUACACAACAAGACGGUGCUGCCGGUGUCCUGGAGACUGCAGGGCCUGGAGGAGUUGGGCGAUGAGUUCAGUGUGCCACAGGACCAGGGCAUCAUCUCGCCCAACUCUUCUUUCAUCCUGAGCUUACACUUCAGGGCCAGGAAGCCGCUCCACAUCAAGAAGAAGCUACGUUUGGAGGUGUCGGAUGUGGAGGAUAUUCUCGGCAUUGUGCACACGGAUUACAUUCAGGUCUCAGCUGAAGCCUACGACAUAGCUCUGGACAUUUCACCGGAUGGAUGUUUAGACUUCGGAACCAUCAAAGUCUUCGAAGAGGCCAGACUGUCUCUCAGGAUGAAAAACCAAGGAAAAUAUGAAAUAGCCUACAAGUUUACGUUCGAGCAGACACAACCAAACCAGCCAAACCUGGACUCCAUGUUCGUCCUGUCGCCCCAGUCGGGGAUUCUGAGGCCCCACGAGAAACCCACCACAGUGAAAAUCGUAUGCACGCCCAAAACUGCAGUCUCGAUCGGAGAGCAGCCCAUCAUGCCGUGCCAGGUGAUUGAACCCAACAUUGGGAACGGAGGCGAAACCAUAGCCAUCCUAACCAUUAAGGUUUCGGUGCACGCUGUCUUCUCCAGGUACAAGAUCACACCCGUCUGUGACAUCAACUUCGGUCCGCUGGUCUUUGGCAGCAAGAGGAGCCAGAGCUUCACCAUCGAGAACAAUGGAUUCUUUGAAUUCCGUUACAGCAUCUGCAACAUGGUCGCAGAGACUGCUCUGAUAGGGAGGCCAGGGGGUAAGAAGAUCCCCCAGGAGAGCGUUUCAGGAAAGGCCAGCGGUGCCAGUCACAAAGGCAGACGUGAAUCGGUCCAGAGAGACAAUCACGCUGUGCCGAACCGCCUCAGCCUGGGGAUCUUCUCCGUCGCUCCCUGCUUGGGGACCCUACAGCCGGGGACCCAGCAGGUGGUGACCGUGGAAUGUGCAGCGGAGCAGCUGGGCUGCUGUAACCAGGGUUUGCUCAUUGACAUCAGUGACCGUGAUCCGUCGGACCACCCCGAGGGCGUACCGUACAAGCUGCUGGCUGAAGUCUGCAGGCCCGCCAUAGCGUUGGACAUGCCCUCCAUCUUCGAGGAGCAUCACCUGUGCCCCAGCAGCGAGCAGCUCUCCUCCGAACAGUUCCGCAACGCCGAAGGGAUUUACGUCCUGGACGACAACCAGUUCGUCUUCCACAAAGUCCUGGUCGGGCGGACGGCACACGCUCGCUUCAAACUCACCAACAGCAGCAAGGUGCACUGCGUGCUCUGCUUGGCCAUCAGAUACGGCAACGCUAAGAUGGUCCGUAACAUGGAGGUUUUUCAUUUGUCUGCCACGACGCUGAACAUCCCCAGCCAGUCGCACGCAUUCGCUGUGGUCACUUUCACACCGCAGUCCAUGCAGCAGUACGGCGCUGUGUUCGAGGCCGCGAUAGAGGGAGCCAACAGAAUGACACCGACUUCUAAGACCAAGGUGCUGGAGUUUGAGCUGAUGGGCGAGGGCAAUCUGCCCAGCGUGUGCGUGCUGCGUCCAGCUCCGAGGAACGGCAGCGGAAGCCCAGUGUUUCGGUUCAGACGGGUGUUAGUGGGGCGAAGACAUACGCUGCCCCUGGUGCUGCUGAACGAUGGAAAUGUUCCUGCUCAGGUCCAGAUUGACAUCCUGGAUAAACAUGGCGUGUUCACCCUCACGGCUGCUCCUGGCAACACUUGCAGCUCCAUCAGCUGCUCACAGCUGGAGGCCUCCGACGACUCAGAGAAUCGGUCAGUGCACAGAACCACGCUGGAGCUGAAUGUCAACGAACAGGUGGAGUUUGAGGUCAGUUUUUACUCCGACGGGCCCGUGAGCGCCGAGGCCGAGAUGAUGCUGCAGGUGGAGGACAACCAGCACAGCGACACCGUGAUACCGCUCACCGGAGAGACUUACUGGGAAAUCGUCUCCCUCGACAACGUCCGCAGGCCGUCGCAGAAGAUGGAUCGGGAGGAUGACGAGAGGGGUCGAGGUCAAGCAAACAAUGGGUCGAGUUAUUGUGAGGUGCUGGAUUUUGGUGACUGCCACGUAGAUUGUCCUUAUCAGGAGAGUUUCACCAUGACCAACCACAGCAGCAGCACGGCAGUGAGGUUCGAGUGGCCGCCUGCUGGACCCCAGGUCGUCUUCUCCCCACAGGUGGGACACCUCCAUGCUGGUUGCUCUAAGGAGGUGACUGUCACCUUUAGCUCCAACCAGCCGGUGACUCUGAACAACCAGCCAAUGAGAUGCGAGGUUCACAAGGUGAAGUUCGAGCAGCCCGUGGAGCAGGUGAUGGACUGGGACGACCGGCAGAGGACGGUCCAGUGGCUGACUCCCGCCACUCAGCAGGAGUCAGGAACGCAACCGCAGCAACCCGUGAAGAACAAGGUGACAGAGACGGAGCCCCGCUGCUCCGUGGUCGAGGGUUCGCACUGGGGGCUGGAGUUGCGCGUCAGCACAGUUUGUGACUAUGUCAAGUUCACCUGCAGCGCCAACAGCAUCCACUUCAAAGACACCAUGCUCUACCGAACCAGACUCCACCAAUUGCAGAUAGUGAAUGGGGGCAGAGUCAGACUGGGAUACUCCUGGCAGGUCCUCAUGGAUCCAAGCAGCAACAGUGACCAAGGAGGCGAGAGCUCCGUUUCUCGACCUGGCAGCAGGUCGGUGGGAGGAGCGUCGACUGCAGCCCGUCCCAGCAGCGCUGUGUCCAGUGUGAUGUCUGUUCUGACGCGGAGCCGCGAGCUGCCACCCUUCAGCGUGGAGCCCGAGUUUGGGACCAUAGAGCCCGGUUCCACGCAGGACUUCAGCGUUCGAUUUUCCCCCCUGGAGGCGGCCCAGCUUCAGGGCAGGCUGCUCUGCAGUAUUCCCAACCUGCAGUAUGGGAAUCAGGCUCCCUGUAUCUCUGUGUGCGGCCUCAGUCUACAGCCGCACUGCCACUUUGACCUGGAGGACUCGGACUACGUCAGCGGAAGCCGCCGCAACCCUGAAUUCAGGGAGCCACUUGACCCCGACGUCAGGAUCAUAGAGUUCAACGCCAUCGGCCUCUCUGCGCCGUCCACAAGAACGUUUGCGGUGGUGAACCCAACCAGUGCCCCCUACUCAUUCAAGUGGAAGUGUGAAGACGCAGACGGAAGCCCCUUUCACUGUCUCAGCCCUUGUGGUGACAUCCCGCCUGGGAGGAAAGUGGAGAUGUGUUUUGAAUACGUAGCCAAGCAGCUGGACGCGGUGGAGUCGUUCUGGAGCUUUGCGAUUGAGACUCUGUCGCUGUCUUUUCCCUUCCUGUGUGCGGGCAACACCAGAGAACCAGUGGUGUAUCUCAGCAGACCUCACCUCGAACUGGGAGAACUGCUCGUUGGCCUUAAAGCGGAGCACGCGGUGUAUCUGAUAAAUGGCGAGGAGGACCCUCUUUACUUCACAGUUCUGCAGUCGUCUCUCGUCUGUGAUGAUCAGGAGUCCAGCCUCGUUCUGGAGCCCGCGAGCGGCUCGGUGUCGCCUAAGGACAGGUUGCGGUUGGCGCUGUCCUUCACCCCUUGCCGUGAGGGCUACGUGAGCUUCAGACUGGUUCUGAAGGUGAAGAGGAAAUCAGAGCCGCUCGCGCUCACCGUCAAGGCCGACUGUUUCUCCCUGAGCACUUUGGUUCAAGUGGAGGAUCCGGACGGGGGCGUCCGAGAUAUCGACCCUGACCGCCAAGACACUGUGGACUUUGGAAAGUUGGGGGUUUCAGAGCAAGGCACCGUUAACAUCCUGGUGUCCAACCUGGCGAGGUUCAGCCUGGAGGUGAACUUUGACCUAACCGGUCCCAGUGAGCUGCUGCAACACCUGGAAGCAAAACCACAACACGCAACCGUCGAGGUCGGGGAGCAGCUGCAGUCGUUGCUCGUCUUCUGCCCCCAGGUCAAGUGCAACCUGCAUGAUGUCAGACUGAGCGUCAAGGUUAAGCACGGGCCAACGUUUACCUUUGCCGUCAAAGGCACAGCUGUAGCACCGAGUGUCGAACUAUCCUUCACCAAAUUCAACUUUGGCAAGUGCUUCCUGUUCUCUCCUGGCCUGGUGUCGCCCUCCCAGACGCUGGUGAUCAGCAACAAAGGCGAGGUGGAGACCAGUGUCCAGUGCCAGUUCAAGAGCACCUCUUACCUGGAGACGCGCUUCCAACCAGACGUCCUGUCCCCUGGCGAUGCGAUGGACGUGCCGGUCACCUUCCGUCCCCGCGAGGCCUGUCGAUACCACGAGAAGCUCACCUUCGUCUUCAACGGCUGCGUCACGAAACACGUGGACAUACUCGGGCAAGGCAUCGAGCUGAAGUUGGACGUCGAGGAUCCGAAGCAGAGGAAGUUGAAGCUGGGACAUGUGACGUUGGGUCAGAAGGUGAAGAAACAGGUGGUUCUGGUCAACCGCAGUCUUUCAGGCGUCUCCUUUACUCUGCUGCUCAGCACAGACACACCGCUGGACAUGAUGGAUCUGUCAUUCACUCCGGCGGGUGAGCUGAACCUGACAGCCAGCGGCGGUUCUUGUCACGUCGAGAUCCAGUUCUCGCCUCGUCAGCACAUACCCCCCUUCAACGCCGAGCUGCUGGCCGAGUGUUCGGGCCUGUUACACCCUCUGCUGACCGUCCAAGGCUGCUGUCAGGUCGUGGAGGUCCAGCUGGACCUGAACCAGUUGGCUUUUGGAGCUGUGGUUCAGCACUGCCAGGCCAGGAAGAGGAUCGUCAUGACGAACACUGGCGACAUGGGUGCCAGGUUCCACUGGAAGACAAAGAGUUUCCCUCCAGAGUUGUCCAUUUCGCCAGGUAAAGGCUUCAUCCCCCCGGGCAUGGAGGUUCCUUUUGAUGUGACCUUUGCCCCCAAGCAGCUGAGCAACGACAAGAGAUACGACGACCUGACCUGCAUCGUCGAGAACUUCUCCUCGCCCGUCACCUUCACGGCGACAGGCUCCUGCACCGCCGCUUCCACUAGCAAAGAGGUGUUGAAUUUCGUGUGCCCGGUACGCGGCUCUCACAGCCAGACCCUGAAGCUGGCGAACCCCACAAACCAGCGCUGCAGCAUCAGACCCGUCCUCGAGGGCGAGCAGUGGAGGGCCGCGCCCUCCGUGACCCUCGAGGCCCUCCAACAAAAGACCUACGAAAUUACCUACAGGCCGCUGACCAUGGCGGCUAACGGAAAGAAACACCUGGGAUCAGUGUUCUUCUCCUUCCCCGAUGGGACGGCCACGCUGUACUACCUGCAGGGAACCGCUGAUCCUCCCAAGGUGGAGGACACUCUGGUGCGAGAGCUGCCUGCCAAGACUGAACACACAGAGCUGCUGCCGGUGAAAAACUGGCUGUCCAAGCAACAGCGGUUCCGUGUGCUGAUUGAGAUACUGAAGCCCGGCAAACCAGACGCUACCGUGUCUCUCAAGGGUCAAGAGUAUAUCGACGUCCCCGCUCUGGCCAAGAGAAACUACAAGAUGUCCUACUUUACAUACAGAGAGGGGCAGCACAACACCAAGGUGACGUUUCGCAACGAGGCGACGGACGAGUACCUGUUCUACAUCGUGACCUUCAAGGCCACGCCUCCGGGCGUCCUGGCCACCAUUGAGCUGGUAACGACCGUCCGCCGGACCACCUCGGCCACCGUGCAGGUGGAGAACCCCCUGACCACGGCGACAUGCCUCACCACCGAGUGUAAAUCCACCAGCUCGGCCACCGCGCAGGCGGAGAAUGAGUCUAAAUGUGCCGACAUCAAUGCCCCGCCUCAGCACACUGUGCCACCGCAGUCCAAGGAUUCUCUGAGCUUCCAGUACCAGCCUCUGCGUGCGGGCGUGUCCACCGCCCGGCUGACUCUGUGCAGUGCUGAUCUGGGCUACUUCCACUACGACCUGAUCCUCCGGGCUCUGCCCCCGCCACCAGAGAAAACCGUCUCCUUCAACACCUCGCUGGGCAGCAGCCACUCGGUCCUCGUGAAGUUCACCAACUACUGCCGCUUCAAAACAGACUACGCAUGCAAGAUCGAUUGCCCAGACUUCGCAGUGGGCAAACUCAUUGUCGCUCCGCCGGGCCCCCUGACCGGGUGCGAGGCCAACUUCGAAGUGUGCUUCGAGCCUCAUCAGGUGGGGGAGGUGAGAGGCCAGCUCAGCCUGUCCUCCGGCCUCGGCGGCGAAUACGUCUUCCCCCUGCAUGGGAUCUGCCUCCCUGCCAAAGCCCAGGGCCCGUUCACCGUCACUGCGGGUCGCAUAGCUGCCAUCCCCUUCAAGAACGUGUUCCUGCAGACGGUCGCCUUCUCUUUUCAGGUGGAUAACCCCUGCUUCACCGUCAAAGGUGUGGACUCCCUCCCCUCCAAGAAGACACACAACACCUUGGUGUCAUUCGUGGCCCCCGCGGGAGGCCAGCCGGGGCCCUGGCUCGGCAAGCUGACCAUCUCCAGCCAACGGGCUGAGGGCCACAGCAACCCCUGCUCCUGGGUCUUCUACUUGAAGGGCGUCCGCCCUGAUUCAGCUUAGAGAGAGAGAGACACUGUAUGUGCACACUACACACAAAAGGACUGACACAAACAAAUGCCAAAGAAAUUGCAAAAAAUUGGACGAUUCUUCAAUUUUAUUUACAUGUUUACAAACUUAUUUAUUCAAUGCCUGAAAAUCACAAGCGGGGAACUUUCCCCAUGUGUUAUUUAUUCGGUUCGACUGAAUAAAUGAUGAAGAGGCGAAAAA